AUGAUUCAAACUGAAGCUGAAGCUCCUAGAGCCACAACUAAUGAAGUGAGGUCGUUGAUGAAAACCCAACUUCCCAUGAAGCUCUUGAAGUUGGUUGUUGAUGAAACCGUCAGAGCUGAUGCUGAAGCUUAUGACGAAGACCUUCCUAUCACCUCUGCAGCUGAUGCUGGUGAUAAGGAAGACGAUGAUGAUAAUGAAGACGAUGAUUCGCCUACCCUUUCUGAUGCCGGAAAAGAUCUUGGUGAUGAUGAUGAUGAUGAUGAAGACGAUGAUGAUGACGAAUUCACCAUUCAGUACCAGAAACCUGCCAGUACCAUGAAAGGAGUUUCUCUCAGGGAUUCUACAUCCCAGGGGGAGAAAGAGAAGGAGAACUCAGAGAAGAACCAAAACACCAAAUCGAAAGACAAAGGUGUUGAUGAAAAGGAAACCUCAUGGACAAUAAUUCCUGAUCCUUCUGCUAAAUCAAAUUUAGUUUCAUUGUUUAAAGACGCAUUUGAUAGAACUUGGGAUAUUCUUGCAGAUUAUGAAAUAUCUGACCUACCCAAGGUGAAUGAACUAGUGGUCUCGAUUCUACAAGUUACUCAACUUUCUAGAACAUCUGAAGCUGCUACUAAAUCAGAACCUGUUCAAGCUAAGGCACAGACUCAAUCCGACAUUGAUCAAUCUGAGUCCUCUAUACCUGCUGAUAAAGCUAAAUAUUCUAAGAUUCAAGUUGAAGAAGAAUUUGAUAUUCAAGCUGAAACUGAAUUUCAAGCUGUAACUGAUGAAUAUGAUGAUCAGAACAACUUAACGGAUGUUCAACCCCUUUCUUGUACUCACAAGAGGACGAAAGAUCCUCCCCUUACUCAAAUAACUGGUAAUGUAAAUGAUAGAGUGAAAACACGAUCUGCUACCACUAACGAGUGUCCUUUCGUUACUUUCUCAGCACUAUAG
This is a messenger RNA of Cynara cardunculus var. scolymus (artichoke), 933 nucleotides long. Its product is annotated as kinesin-related protein 4-like. Lineage: Eukaryota; Viridiplantae; Streptophyta; Magnoliopsida; Asterales; Asteraceae. Bases 1 to 933 code for a protein of 310 amino acids. The transcript is spliced from 3 exons. The record is from RefSeq and is a predicted model, not a curated record.